This is a messenger RNA of Biomphalaria glabrata, 1976 nucleotides long. Its product is annotated as peroxidase-like. Gene Ontology annotation, molecular function: heme binding; peroxidase activity. Bases 178 to 1941 code for a protein of 587 amino acids. Gene Ontology annotation, biological process: response to oxidative stress. NCBI's taxonomy places the organism in Eukaryota, Metazoa, Mollusca, Gastropoda, Planorbidae. The record is from RefSeq and is a predicted model, not a curated record. The transcript is spliced from 2 exons.
CUCACACAGUCAACCAAUCAGAUUGGCUGGCUAGGAGUCGGCAGAAGUCUGAAAGGGGAUGCACUCUAAAUAAAGUAGAAUAUUUUUUUGUUUGUGUUCUUUUUUGUGUGUGGCACGCAAAGCAUGGUUUAUGUUUCUUUUCACUUCGUGUGAUCAAAUUUCAAUCCUAAAACGCAAAUGAUUGGUUUCGGACUGAUUUGGAAAAAGUUGUUUCUCUACGCAUGUUUCGUUCUGGUCGGGAAUAUUCACAACGCUUCGGGGGACCAACUGCCAUGCAAUCCUAAAUAUCCUUAUCGGACCUACGAUGGGAGCUGCAACAACUUAGAGCAGCCCAGCUAUGGCGUGGCCGGGUCAAUGUUCAGGAGAAUUCUGCCUCCUAAAUAUGAGAACGAUGAUGGACAAACGCCUCGGCUGACUGGAGUGGGCGGGUCACCGUUGCCCAGUCCAAGAGCAGUCAGCACCAAGGUGCACGAGAGCGAGAAGCAUAGCGCCCAUCAGGCCACCAUGAUGUUCAUGCAGUGGGCGCAGUUUGUGGACCACGAUUUGACCUACACACCCAAGACGCCGAUGGUCAAGUGCUGCAGCAAAAAUCUGCUGUGGAGUGGACAUCACCAUCCAGACGUGAUGCACGGAGGUCCGUGUUUCCCCAUCUUUGUGGACGAGCACGACCCAUACUUUAGAGACGACACAACUAGAUGUCUAGAGUUCAGAAGGUCGCAGCCUCGUUAUGAUUCUCACAAAGUUCGACAACAAAUAAACGAGGUGACAUCUUGGUUGGACGCUUCUCACAUCUAUGGGAACUCGGAGUCGCAGGCUCUGUCUUUGCGCUCCUUCAAGGACGGCAAACUCAAGGUGAAGGUCAUCCACGGCCACGAGUUCUUGCCGGAAGCAGACGACACCGAGGAGAAGAAAUGCUUCUUGAUGGAAAAGGGCGACUACUGCUUCAAGGCGGGAGACAUCAGAGUCAACGAGUACCCAGGAUUAACUGCCUUGCAGACGAUCUUCAUGAGAUACCAUAACCAGAUCUGCGACCGGCUCAGGCAUAUUCACCACGAGUGGGAAGACGAGAUCUUGUAUCAGGAGGCGCGCCGGGUGGUCAUAGCUGUCAUUCAGAGAAUCACAUAUGACAAGUUCAUCUCCCAACUGCUCGGCCCUCUAGCGGCCAAACACGAUCUUCUGCCAGGAGCGCACCACUACGACGAAAAGAUUGACCCAACUCCAGCUAACGUCUUCGCCACUGCGGCCUUCCGCUUCGGCCACUCCUUGAUCAAGGACAGCUUAACCAUCGACGGGGAACUAGUGAAGACAGGCGAGUUCUUCAUGAGACCCAAGUUCGUGAUCAACUCACUUCCGGGUGUCGUUAAGGCCUUGAUCAGCGAGCUCUGCCAGGAGACGGACAUCUAUUACACCAAAGCCAUGACCGAGCAUAUGUUUGAAGUGCCUUACAAACCUAAGACUGGCCAUGACAUUGUCUCCACUAACAUACAGAGGGGCCGAGACCAUGGCAUUCCUCCUUACAACGACUGGCGCGAAUAUUUCGGUCUCAAGAGGAAAACCUUCAAGACAAUGGACUCUGGAUCCAAAAAAUACAGCCAAGUGUACGACUCAGCAGACGACAUUGACUUGUACAGCGGCGCCAUAAGUGAGCAUAAUAUCGAAGGUGGAAUGGUAGGAGAAGUUUACUCCAAAAUAUUGGUCCAACACUUCCGACACGUGAAAUUCGCGGACAGAUUCUGGUAUGAGAACCGUGGAGGGAAAGCGUCAUUCACGAAAAAACAAAUACGCGAAAUUCAUAAAAUGUCGCUGUCCAAAGUGAUCUGUGACACUGUGCCAGGUUUUAAGAGAAUUCAACCAAAUGUAUUCGAGCCAGUUGGCCACGAUAACAGUAUGAUAGAAUGUUCCAUAUAUGAUGACAUCAAUUUUGAAAAAUUCUGGGCUUAGGUGAACUCAUUAAAAGCUUUUCGAACAGAAACAAU